Molecule: messenger RNA, 381 nt
Organism: Penicillium brasilianum
Lineage: Eukaryota; Fungi; Ascomycota; Eurotiomycetes; Eurotiales; Aspergillaceae
Source: the annotation of a GenBank genome assembly
AUGUCGAGCCAACCCCUCCUCCAGACUGCCCCGGGCAAGCGCAUCGCACUCCCCACCCGCGUCGAGCCCAAAGUCUUCUUCGCCAACGAGCGUACCUUCCUCUCAUGGCUCAACUUCACCGUCAUCCUCGGCGGUCUGGCCGUGGGUCUCCUCAACUUCGGUGACCGUAUCGGUCGCAUCUCUGCCGCCUUGUUCACUAUCAUUGCCAUGGCAGCCAUGAUCUACGCCGUGGUGACGUUUCACUGGCGCGCGCAGAGUAUUCGGCGGCGGGGGCAGAGCGGUUUCGACGACCGCUUCGGACCUACGGUUCUCGCUAUUGCCUUGUUGGCCGCCGUCGUGGUCAACUUUAUCCUCCGCAUGCGUGAUAACGAGCUGAACUAA